CUUGAUUCCAUUUCGAACUACGUACGAAACUUUGAACCCCCUUGUACACCGAUUAAUGCAGAUGUCGAUGUCGAACCUCUUCACACGCGCCAAUCAAUAAACUACUAAGCUAUGAGUCGCAGGGACGAGAAUGAGGUGGCGGAUUCUAGUGCCCCUUUACUUUCCCAACGCUCGUUGGCAAAUAGAGCGUCACAACGCGAUGAUGGGGACGCUCGGGUUUCUCGGCCCAGUUUAACACUGACAGGAGACUUUUUCAUAUUGUCCUUGACUUUUUCUGCUGGAAUUAGUGGGCUUCUCUUCGGUUACGACACAGGUGUCAUUUCAUCAACGCUCGUGUCGAUCGGCUCGGAUCUUUCUAAUCGUCCCCUCACUACUCUAGAUAAGAGUCUUGUAACAUCGUGCACAAGCUUGUUUGCUUUAGUCGCAAGCCCGCUGGCGGGCAUACUGGCGGAUAAAUUCGGACGCAAAAAGGUUAUAAUCAUUGCGGACGUGCUUUUUACCCUGGGGGCUUUCAUACAGGCUGUAGCCACUACUGUUUGGGCUAUGAUAGUAGGGAGGAGCGUUGUCGGCUUGGCUGUUGGUGGGGCGAGCUUGGUCACGCCAUUGUAUAUUUCUGAGUUGGCGCCAUCCCAUGAGCGUGGAAGAUUGGUGACGAUCUUGUGUCUACUCAUCACUGGGGGGCAAGUCAUAGCUUACAUUGUUGGCUGGCUUUUGUCCAACACACCUGGCGGUUGGCGCUAUAUUGUCGGCCUUGGGAUGAUUCCUGCUAUCUUUCAGUGCAUCGCUGUUGGUACUCUACCCGAAACUCCACGAUGGUUGGUGCAGGCAGGUCUCGAGAACGCAGCCACAAAUGUCCUAUUGCAGGUCUACCAGGCUCAUGACGAAAAUGUGCAAAUUGUCGAGAGCAUCUUGCAUGAUAUCCAACAAGAAGUUACCGAUGAGGCCGAGAUCACAGGUCAUUCAAACAAGUCUCCCGGACACAGUGAAAACUGGGUUGCAAAUGCCACCCAGCGCACCCGCAGUCUCUUUCUUGUUGGUGGUAACCGCAGGGCAUUGAUCAUAGCAGUUAUUCUUCAAGGCCUACAGCAGCUAUGCGGGUUCAACAGUUUAUUAUACUUCUCGAGUACACUUUUUGCCAUUCUUUCAUUCUCCUCCCCUACCCUUACGGCACUGGCAGUAGCGAUGACCAACUUCGUUUUCACACUUUUGGCAUUCAUAUAUAUUGAUAGAAUUGGCCGGCGGCGCAUUCUGCUUUAUUCCAUACCUGUCAUGGUUCUUUCGCUCGUCGCUUGCGCUAUGGCCUUCGGGACUUUGGCUCUUCCUAGGUCAUCAUUCGAACCUGAGGGAUCAAACGGAGCCGAUGCUGCGAUGGUCGAAGAUUCCCUCCUCCCCUUACUAGUCCUUAUCUGUCUCACGGUUUAUACGGCCUCAUACGCCUUUGGCCUCGGCAAUGUUCCUUGGCAACAAUCGGAGCUCUUUCCGCUGAACGUACGCUCGUUAGGUUCGUCUCUUGCAACAGCUACGAAUUGGGGAUCGAAUUUCAUCGUCGGGUUGACAUUUUUACCUAUGAUGGAAUGGCUAUCACCGGCAUGGACUUUCGCGACCUAUGCGGCUGUAUGCGUACUGGGGUGGAUCGGCGUGUGGGCUAUCUACCCCGAGAUGAGUGGGCUCAGCCUUGAAGAGGUUAAAGAUCUCCUGGCCAAUGGUUGGGGGGUACAAGAGAGUCUGGUACGGGGUCAUGGUCGUCCCUAA
This is a messenger RNA of Aspergillus aculeatinus CBS 121060, 1752 nucleotides long. Its product is annotated as putative MFS myo-inositol transporter. NCBI's taxonomy places the organism in Eukaryota, Fungi, Ascomycota, Eurotiomycetes, Eurotiales, Aspergillaceae. Gene Ontology annotation, biological process: transmembrane transport. The transcript has 3 exons. The coding region runs from base 112 to 1752 and encodes 546 amino acids. Gene Ontology annotation, cellular component: membrane. The record is from RefSeq and is a predicted model, not a curated record. Gene Ontology annotation, molecular function: myo-inositol:proton symporter activity.